CACAACCUCAAAUCCAUCCGGCAACGGCGUCACUUCCGGGUAUCUCACUAUUUCCACAGUUGCCGCACUCCGUUGGCAACCUCCUAAUUCAACCUAUCGUGGCUGGCAUUUAUCUGUCGCCCUUGCACUUUUCGAGUCUUUACUUCCUCGGCAUCCCCCGCAAAUCCACUCCCAUUGCGAUGCGCAGACUUGUCACUUGACCCUUUCGGCACAGGUAAGCCAGCGACCAGCUGUUGAGGCCGGGACGGGAUGUCUAGCCCACAGCGCCAUGUCGAUACAGCUACUCCCUGAGGACGUCAUCGCCCAAAUCAAGUCCUCGGCAGCGAUAACAUCACUAAACGGCGCAAUAUGCGGGUUGCUGCAAAAUUCACUGGAUGCGGGUGCGUCCACCAUCAACAUCUCUGUCGACUAUAGCCGUGCAAACUGCUCGGUUGAGGAUAAUGGAUGCGGUAUUACGCCUGCCAGCUUUCGGGAGGAUGGAGGGCUCGGCAAGCUUCAUUAUACCUCUAAAUAUCCACCCUCCCCGGACCGCCAUGGCAAGCGCGGUGAAUUUCUGGCUUCCCUUGGGGCAUUAUCACUGCUCUCAAUCGCAUCGCACCAUUGCGAGUAUCGGACGCACAACUCUUUGACCAUUCAUAACUCAAGGGUGGUGGCGCGCCAUACUCCUGCCCUCCCCGAGCAACGAGUCCUGGCCUUCGCCAGCGGGACUCGGGUUAUUGUCCGUGAUCUAUUUGGAUCCAUGCCAGUUCGUGUCAAGCAGCGAGCUAUGGAAGUCGAACGAUUCGGAACCUCCAAGGACUUUGAGCAGCUAGUCUACCAAGUUGUAUCUCUUCUGCUUGCUUGGCCUGGCGAAGCAACAGUUAGCGCCCAGGACACAUACUCCCACCGGACCGUGACCCUCCAUGCAUCCAAAGUGCCGGGUGAUGAUUCCAGUCAUCUCAGUACGGCCCAUACUAUUGCUCCUCGGACAGCUACGCUUCUGACGCAGGCGUCCCUGGUGGAGCAAAUCGACAUGAAGUCAUGGGUACCAAUCGGAGCCAGUGCACCUGGAGUUUCGGUGCAAGGCUGCGUAUCACUUCGGCCCGUUGCCACGAAGCGUGUACAGUUUAUCGCUCUUGGCGUCCAGCCGUUGCCAAAUGAACGCAACUCCAACCUUCUCUACGAGGAGUUCAACCGAGUAUUUGUCGAAUCCGAUUUCGGUGUGGUAGAGGAAGUUGCUCUUGGGGAUGACGGGUUGCCUGCUAAGACCGACAGUUUCACAGGAAAGGAAUUGAAGCCAAGAAGGGGCAUCGACCGUUGGCCAAUGUUCUUCCUGCAGAUCAACCUAGGAGAUCAAGCGGACCCGGUCAACAUUGACGAGUAUCUCGAUGAGGGACGUAACAACCUCUUAAUCGUCACCGACCUCCUUCAGGUGGUGGCGUAUGAAUUCUUGAAGAAGCACCACUUCCGCCCGAAAUCAAUCAAUGCACUCGAGCGACUCAGGAGGCCAAGGCUGACCCCUGCCAUUCCUCCUUCCCAGUCAAUCCUGGCCUCAUCGUUGCCUCCGAGGGAUCAGAUCCAGUCGGCUACCAGACGACCCCGGUCCAAGCGCGAGAGUCGCAAAGGCGCCUCAUCAUCACACUUGAGUCGUUCGAGCUCUAUGACAAGACCGAUUUCUCCUUUUUCAUCCUGGGCACGAGUAAAGUCGGGUACCAAAUCAGAAGCUGCUGUUACUGCGACACGUGCCGCAGACAAAACGCAGGCUGCGGGUGGCUUCACUCUCGAUACGCCAGAUGCCUGUCCAAAGACGGAGAUUCCGCUAUUUGAUAGAAGUGGCAAUCUUAUGCGUAAACCAUUUGAUGACGUUGAUGACACGCCAGCAUGCCAGUCGGGGAACCUCACAUCGGGCCAGGCAGAACAUGCGUCCUCGGCCACUGACACUCAUAGCCCGCGUGAGACGGUUGUCUGGGUCGAUCCAAUGAGGAAGGUCAAAUCGGUAAUAGAUAAACGGACAGGCUUCGCCGUCAAAACAAGCAGCGGCCGUGCGAAGGUGCCUUCGAGGCUGACGGAGGUGGUGGAGGAUCCCUCUCGGCCGCUCAAGGGAAAACCAGCGCCAUCUGGUCACAGAAACACUGUGUUCCAGCCUAAAGAACUCGCUAUCCCACAGGUUCUCCAGAUUCCGGAAGCACUGGGGUGCGGACAUAACGUCGGCGUCCUGGACGUCAAAGACAUUGCAAACGGCUCAUGCAGUGCUAAUCCCUCGCCCAUGCGCGAGGGCCGGAUCUCGAAGGCUGGCCUUCAGCGAGCAGAGAUACUCGGCCAGGUUGAUCAAAAGUUCAUCUUGAUCAAGGCAUCCACCGAGUUCCCAGCUGGGUUAUCAAACAGUGUUAACCGGGCUGAUCAGAUGCUUAUUAUGAUUGACCAACACGCCGCCGACGAGAGAUGUCGAGUAGAAGAAUUGCUAAAACGUUUCUUCGUACCCGAUCCAACCAGUAGUGGCAAGCUAGCCGCGCAGACUCAGUAUUUGGAUAAGCCGCUGCGGUUCGAUGUUUCGGCGCAGGAGGCAGGGUUCCUCUCUCGCCUCAAGAGUCAUUUCGCGUAUUGGGGUAUUGUUUACGAAGUGCUUCAGGAUCCUCUAGAAAAAGGGGUUUCCAGCAAGACUGCGGAGGUUCGGGCGUUGCCACCGAGCAUUGCAGAGAGGUGCCGACUGGAGCCGAAGCUUCUUAUCGACCUGCUGCGAAAGGAGGUAUGGAAGCAAGACUGGGCAAGAGAGCCGAAGGGCGCUCUCGAUACGGCUGCACAACACGACUGGAUUGCAAGGUUCCAUGGGUGUCCUGAAGGCAUUAUGGACUUGAUCAGUUCCAGGGCCUGCCGGAGCGCCAUCAUGUUCAAUGACCCUUUAACAUUGGAUCAAUGCUCGGAACUGGUUGGACGGCUGGCACUAUGCGCCUUUCCAUUCCAGUGCGCUCACGGACGGCCCUCCAUGGUUCCUUUGGUAAGCCUGUGUUGUGACAGUACACUUGCAGGCGUUGGCGCGGUGUUCAAGGAGGAGAAAGCAGAGGACCUGAUUACCUCCUUGAAGCGGUGGAAGUGCAGCAUAGAGAGAAGGCGGUAGCCCUCAGUCUCACCUUCCCGGUGGAAGAUUCAGAAGGUCUAUUGACAUUAAGAGCAGCGUCGUCGAUGGUUACAUGCCCUUAAGACUCAUCUGUUAGUGCAUCGCAAAAAUUUGUACGUAAAAUUUGACCUCUCGACUAUCGCUCUUAACAGGUAUGUCGGCUUGUAGGUUCCUUCCAGAGGGACACUGCAGCCGGCCUGGUACAAGUACCUAGCAGGAG
Messenger RNA from Canariomyces notabilis, 3314 nucleotides. RefSeq lists its product as uncharacterized. Bases 269 to 3094 code for a protein of 941 amino acids. Lineage: Eukaryota; Fungi; Ascomycota; Sordariomycetes; Sordariales; Chaetomiaceae. The record is from RefSeq and is a predicted model, not a curated record. Gene Ontology annotation, molecular function: ATP binding; ATP-dependent DNA damage sensor activity; ATP hydrolysis activity. The transcript has 3 exons. Gene Ontology annotation, biological process: mismatch repair. Gene Ontology annotation, cellular component: mismatch repair complex.